GUUUCGGCAGUGCUCAUGAACUGACGGCAAGGCAAUGUUGACGAUCUUUUUGGAGAAAUUGCCACAUCUUUGAUUCAAAGUCAUGAACUUUCGUUGUAAUUCGCUCCAUAUCAAGACGUAGUUGUAACUACCCAACAGAUACUUCUCAGGAUACUUCUGCUGUGUAGUGUUAAGACUGAAUCGUUAUCGUCUUCAAACCGCUGGGAAACCAAAUUCAAAAUGUCCGCCGAUGAUUUGUGGUCAGCGGGCGAGGCUGACUUCUCAUUGGACGAUUGGCCGGACGAAAUGGUUGACUAUUUCCCCGGCGUCUUCAACAUGCCGAUGGUCAAAUAUUUCGGGGGGAAUGCUCCUGAUGAUAGUCAACUGCCUUACGGGACACACCGUGGGGAAACAUUUCUGAGGCAUAAGUGCACAUUGAAUAUAAACGAGGACGAAUCUAAGCGUAUCCGGAGGACAGGGAUUAUUUGCACCGUCGGUCCAGCAUGUCGCAGUAUCAAGACUCUCGAGCAGAUGAUAAAGGAGGGGAUGAACGUCGCCAGGAUGAACUUCUCCCAUGGAACGCAUGAGUACCACGCCGAGACAAUCGAUAAUGUUCGAAAAGCCGUGGCCAAGUUCCACCGGCCGCACCCUAUUGCCAUUGCAUUGGAUACCAAGGGGCCGGAGAUCAGGACUGGACUCAUUGGAGGGAGCGGCACUGGUGAGAUCGAACUGGUCAAAGGGAACAUUAUCAAAGUCACCACAGACGACAAGUUCGAGGAUCAGUGCAGCGGUACCGUGCUUUGGCUCGACUACAAGAACAUUGUGAAAGUCGUCGAGGUCGGGAACCGAGUCUUCGUCGAUGAUGGCUUGGUUUCGUUAGUUGUCAAGGAAAUAGGUUCCGACUUCCUCAUGUGCGAGAUCGAGAACGGUGGGAAGUUGGGCAGUCGUAAGGGAUGCAACCUGCCGGGCGUUGUGGUAGAUCUCCCUGCAGUAUCUGAGAGGGACAUCAAGGACUUGAAGUUUGGUGUGGAACAGGGGGUCGACAUGGUGUUUGCUUCGUUCAUCCGAACAGCGCAAGCGGUGCAUGAUGUCCGAAAGAUCCUCGGCGACAAGGGAAAGAAUAUUAAAAUCAUCGCCAAGAUUGAGAACCAAGAAGGAGUGGACAACUAUGAUGAGAUCCUUGAAGCUGUUGACGGUAUCAUGGUUGCCCGUGGUGAUCUGGGUAUCGAGAUCCCGGCCGAGAAGGUGUUCCUUGCUCAGAAGAUGAUGAUCGGCAAGGCAAACAAGGCUGGGAAACCUGUCAUUGUUGCAACACAGAUGUUGGAGAGCAUGGUGACUAAACCACGACCGACUCGUGCCGAGACAAGUGACGUGGCCAAUGCUGUUUUGGACGGCGCUGAUUGUGUCAUGUUGUCGGGAGAAACGGCCAAGGGUGACUACCCACUUGAAGCCGUGAAGAUUAUGCACAAGAUUUGCCGAGAGGCUGAGUCAGCCGUGUACCAUAGACAGCUGUUUGAGGAGCUGCGACAAGAGACACCAACUCCCACCGACAUGGCGCACACUAUUGCUAUCGCGGCCGUGGAGGCGUCUAUCAAAUGCCACGCAGCUGCUAUAGUCUGUAUUACCACAACUGGAAGAUCUGCACAUCUAAUGGCCGCCUACCGCCCCCGAUGCCCGGUCUUGGCCAUCACUCGAGUCGCCCAGACUGCCCGACAGGCCCAUCUGUACCGCGGCUUAUUCCCUGUCUACUACAGUGGUCAGUAUAGCAGCAAGGACGAUGAGAAUAUUCCCUUCCCCGGCAUACAGCGUACUGGAGGUCCCAAACUUUACGUCAAAGGCGUGGAGAAUCUGCAAGAUGAAAAAAAAGGGGCGAAUCACGAACCAGGGCUGAAGCCGGAUGGCUCUCGCGUUGACAAUGAACAGGUGGAUGCAGAUGGGGAACCUCGCUCUGACGAGUGGACCGAAGAUAUGGACAGACGUAUCUACUACGCCAUCGAUCUCGGCGAGAAGCGAGGUUUCAUCGCGCCUGGGGACAUGGUUAUCCUCGUCACAGGAUGGAAGGCCGGCGCCGGAUUCACGAACACGCUGCGUGUGAUCGUGGCGCCCGAACCUCACAUGCGGCGCCCGAUCUUGAGCAGCGAUCACCUGCGUGAGAUGGAUACUACGAAUGAGGAUUAAAUCUUACGAUACCCCAUUCGGGCACUAGGCGUCGCUGAUGUGAAAUAUAAGUUUGCAGGCACCAAACGUCUGUGUAGGAUAUUAUCAAUUGUUUAGGAAUCGCACACUUUGAUUGGACAGGCCUUUAGGGGUUGAUGGCGUAUAAUGUUUACGAACACUCGCAGAAGAACUGCUGGAUUGCUUGGAAUGGAGGGUGAUAACAUUUGCUUGGCUCUUUGUGGACUGGUGACAUCUUUUGGCAGGAAUGGGACACAAUUCCUCCCCAAAUAUAUCGGGACGCUUCUUCUCUAAGGACUGUCACUUCCCUGUCUAAUCUGAUGCUACUGUUUAAGUCCUGGCUUUCCAGGAAGGCGAAGUUUAAGAAUCAGUUUAUGUAUUGUUCUGUUUUAUGCUUGGUAGAUAAGUGCAUGGCUCGUCGAGAGGUCGCUGUAAAUGUUGGUGUGUGUAAAUUAUAUACCUUAAAAGUACUAAAUAACAUGUUAAAGGCUGAUGUUGUUCAUGUGUAGUGUUUUUGUUCGUGGCACAUGUAAAAAUAUGUAAACAUUGCCACCAUACCAUAGUAAUCUUGGGUAGUUUGGGAGACCUGACUGAGAGGCUUGUCAUUGUAAUUAAACUGGACCUUCAGGGUGUUGAGAAAGAAUUGGGUAUAUCUAUACUGGCAUUACAGCAAUGCUGAAAUUUAUACUUAACAAGUAUGUUACUACUUUUGUGUACAACAGGCUAGUGAAAUUCUACCUUGAAAUUUUGAUUGGGUUACUUAGGUUAUAAGCUGCGCUGCAUUGUCAUUGAAUCUUAAAACAUCCAAAAUUUACCUGCUCUAUGUCAGGAUCAUUUCUCUUAACUAUCAAAUGUUGCUUUGAUGAAAGGAGAGGUCUAUUUAUCCUACUCCGACUUCAAAUGGCAGCCAUUGUUAUUGGUGCGUCAUUAAAUCACACUUUCCGCUACCCUGGCGGGCAUUUUGGUAGCUAAAGGUAGCACUGGAUCGAUUUCGGCGGCUGCUGUAUCUUUGGCUUCACAAGGUGAUCCCUCAUUAUCUGGCUUGUUUUUGGCGGCUGUUGUAGCUUUGGUACGAAUUGGUGGAGGAGAUAUCGUGACUCCCCAAUCUGCUCUGCGAUCCUUUAUGGCUAGGGUACGAACAAGGGAACGAUCGGUUGAUCCGAUAUCAAGGGGCAUGCGUCGAGUAUUCCGUAUCAUACCUCAAUGCUAUUCAGCCUCAUCUUGGGUCAGACGUUCAGGGAGAAUCAAUUUGGUGAUCCAAUUUCUGGUUGCGGCUAACUGGGUCUACUCUGGCGUCCGAUUCCAGACCAUUAGCGUACUCUUCCAUAUAAGGCUGCGGCUGGGAACGAACAUCGCCGUACUGGGUCCUCGCAUGAUAAGUGGGCAGUGACACCGCAUCCAGAUUUUGAUGAUGAGUUAUAAAACUUCAAAAAAGAUUCAAAGCAACUUCAAAAUAUUUGAGAAGUACAAAUAUCGUACAGGUUUUUGAUUUGACCUAAUUUUCAAGGUUGACUUUGGUUUGACCUAUAUACUAUACAUGUAGCAUGUUUUUUAACGAGGAUGAAUUCCUAACCACCAAAUAUCUAUACAGUGAGCACAAUGGCCCCUGGCCGUUUCAUUUCUCUUAACUAUCCAAUGUUGCUUUGAUGAAAGGAGAGGUCUAUUUAUCCUUCUCCGUCUUCAAAUGGCGGCCAUUGUUAUUGGUGCGUCAUUAAAUCACACUUUCCGCUACCCUGGCGGGCAUUUUGGUAGCUAAAGGUAGCACUGGAUCGAUUUCGGCGGCUGCUGUAUCUUUGGCUUCACAAGGUGAUCCCUCAUUAUCUGGCUUGUUUUUGGCGGCUGUUGUAGCUUUGGUACGAAUUGGUGGAGGAGAUAUCGUGACUCCCCAAUCUGCUCUGCGAUCCUUUAUGGCUAGGGUACGAACAAGGGAACGAUCGGUUGAUCCGAUAUCAAGGGGCAUACGUCGACUCUUCCGUAUCAUACCUCAAUGCUAUUCAGCCUCAUCUUGGGUCAGACGUUCAGGGAGAAUCAAUUUGGUGAUCCAAUUUCUGGUUGCGGCUAACUGGGUCUACUCUGGCGUCCGAUUCCAGACCAUUAGCGUACUCUUCCAUAUAAGGCUGCGGCUGGGAACGAACAUCGCCGUACUGGGUCCUCGCAUGAUAAGUGGGCAGUGACACCGCAUCCAGAUUUUGAUGAUGAGUUAUAAAACUUCAAAAAAGAUUCAAAGCAACUUCAAAAUAUUUGAGAAGUACAAAGACCAAAAGUAUGAGUUAAUAGGCUGUUUAUUACAAAGCAACCAGACAUAUUAUCCGAAAAAAAAAGUUUUGUCGAGAGACUUAUACAACAAUUAAAGAUGGAAAAAUCUCUUUGAAAUUUCUUGUUUACAAAGGGACUGGGUUGUAAUUCUGAUGAGGCAGUUCACUCACCAAUUGCACAAUGAACCCUGAUCAGAGAUAUGAUAGGCCUCACAUGCGUCUCCCAACUACCUCUGCAUAAUUUCAAAACUCAAUGAUCCGCCUUAAUUUGUAAUGAACUCCUAAGUAUUCAGGCUCAGUAUGUGUUGUAUAGUCAAGUUUGUACCAGUUGGCAGAAGCCUUUGAGAGCUGUAACAAUGGCCGCUGCUGACUGGCAAGAAGAGUGAAUUUAUCAACUCAUUUUCAUGUAAUUUUGACUCUUGAUGUCUCAAGAUGCAGUCAGUAUACAUUUACUAUGGUCAAUGUUGAAGAAGAAAUGUAUUACCACUUUACUGUACAACAGGCUAGUGAAAUUUUUCUUUGAAAUUAUGAUUGGGUCACUGUAAAUUGAAGCAUGAUGUCUCAACAAGUAUGUUACGACUUUUGUGUACAACAGGCUAGUGGAAUUCUACCUUGAAAUUUUGAUUGGGUUACUUAGGUUAUAAGCUGCGCUUCAUUGUCAUUGAAUCUUAAAACAUCCAAAAUCAACCUGCUCUAUGUCAGGAUCAUUUCUCUUAACUAUCAAAUGUUGCUUUGAUGAAAGGAGAGGUCUAUUUAUCCUACUCCGUCUUCAAAUGGCAGCCAUUGUUAUUGGUGCGUCAUUAAAUCACACUUUCCGCUACCCUGGCGGGCAUUUUGGUAGCUAAAGGUAGCACUGGAUCGAUUUCGGCGGCUGCUGUAUCUUUGGCUUCACAAGGUGAUCCCUCAUUAUCUGGCUUGUUUUUGGCGGCUGUUGUAGCUUUGGUACGAAUUGGUGGAGGAGAUAUCGUGACUCCCCAAUCUGCUCUGCGAUCCUUUAUGGCUAGGGUACGAACAAGGGAACGAUCGGUUGAUCCGAGAUCAAGGGGCAUGCGUCGAGUAUUCCGUAUCAUACCUCAAUGCUAUUCAGCCUCAUCUUGGGUCAGACGUUCAGGGAGAAUCAAUUUGGUGAUCCAAUUUCUGGUUGCGGCUAACUGGGUCUACUCUGGCGUCCGAUUCCAGACCAUUAGCGUACUCUUCCAUAUAAGGCUGCGGCUGGGAACGAACAUCGCCGUACUGGGUCCUCGCAUGAUAAGUGGGCAGUGACACCGCAUCCAGAUUUUGAUGAUGAGUUAAAAAACUUCAAAAAAGAUUCAAAGCAACUUCAAAAUAAUUGAGAAGUACAAAGACCAAAAGUAUGAGUUAAUGGGCCGUUUAUUACAAAGCAACCAGACAUAUUAUCAUCAAAUAACAAGUUUUGUAGAAAGACUGAAGUAUGAAUUGGGAAAAUAUCUUGGAUAUAUCUUGUUUACAAAGUGACCCAGUUGUAAUUCUGAUGAGGCAGUUCACUCACCAUUGCACAAUGAACUCCAAUCUAAGGCCAAACAUGCGUCUCCAAAGUACUUAUGUAUAAUUUCCAAAGUUGUGCAGGAUCAAAAACUAGUGUAGUGAAACUCAGAAUAGGUCUGGUGAUGUUAUCACAUUCUGAUCAUCGAAUCUCCAUCCUGCAUUGUCUAUUCUAGUCUAGUAGAAUCAAAAGAACCUCGGCCUACUAAAACCCUGUAGAUCCUCUCCCUACCGCCAUGCCACAUUCUUAUAUCUUAGGCCCGUUUACGUGAUACCGAACCAAACUAGACCAGAUGAGAUCACGUCACUUACGACUCCAUGAAUGGCGUUAGUCCUAAAAUGACGCAAGUCUACAUUGAACUAGACCAGAUGAGAUCAUAUUGGUGACUUUCACAUAGCAGACUGGUCUGCAUCCAUCUAGAUUGGUUUGGUCCCCUGCAAAUGGUCCUGAUGUACCUGGGCGCGACCCAGAUCUUGUAACAUAGUGCUAUUGGGUGAUUCUCUCUGUGAUAGAUAGAUGGUGAGCACGUCCUAGAACAUGUAAUUAUCAUAAUCGAUAUAUACAAGUUUCCUUAUUAUGAAUAUCAGUUAUUUGGUUCAGACUAUGUUCCUCAUAUCAAUUGCUUUGUUAAUAGCUGAUCUAUCGGACAGUAGAUGUGUAUAUGAUAGAAUAAAAACAUUGGAAUUAAAGAACUAACUACCAAGGUAACAGGUGGUGGGUGUGGGGGGGGGGGGGGCUGGGCAAUGUUGCAUACCCCCCCUUUUAUGGAGAAAGCCAUGAAUUUGCCAAAAUGUCUAUGAAUUUUACCAUAUGAAUCCCCAGUGUGGAAAAACAUCUUUAAAAUUGAACAGAAAAUCUUUCAAUUCUCGGAAAACGCACCUUCCUGGGGAAAAAACUACAUAUACCUUCCCUCUGCGGCCAAGCUUAUAAACUAGUGUGUGAUUUCAGCAUAGCACAUCUGUCCUUUAAAAGGCUCGCUACUUCUUUGAUGAGAUUUCCCCCUGACUUUGUUCAGAGUACCUGUAUCAUGUUAUUGUAGAAACGUGUUUUUGCCUAUGUUGAAUUUUUGUUAGGAUUUCUUCAGCGAUUUACACCUCAAAUGUGCUAGAAUUAGAAGCAGUUCAUCACACUAACAAGGAAACUACCAUGUGUUGUCCAAAACAACAACAGUUAUGGAUGAGUUAACGUUAUAAUCUGAUGAACUGCUCUUUUGUUUCAUUUUGUGCUAAGUAGCAGAAAGUCCACCAUUGGAUAUUUUCAACUUUAAGGCUACAUCUCUUAGCUGUUUGAAAUGAACUUGGUCUUAAGCCAUCAUAACGUUGUUAUAAUCUGAUGAACUGCUCUUUUAUUUCAUGUUGUGCUAAGUAGCAGAAAGUCCACCAUUGGAUGUUUUCAACUUUAAGGCUACAUCUCUCAGCUGUUUGAAAUGAACUUGGUCUAAAGCAGUCAUAACGUUGUUAUAAUCUGAUGAACUGCUCUUUUAUUUCAUGUUAUGCUAAGUAGCAGAAAGUCCACCAUUGGAUAUUUUCAACUUUAAGGCUACAUCUCUCAGCUGUUUGAAAUGAACUUGGUCUUAAGCCGUCAUAACCCUCAAUGCCAAAACUCUCAUUAUGAAACACAUAUCAACAAACAAUUUUGCUUCCACCUUGAAGUCAUGAAAGCUCUUUGCCAAUUUUAAGAGUUGACCAUAAAGAACUUGAAAUCAGUUACAUGUAGAACUCCUUCAAAAUGAAAUUGAAUGGUGUAUUAAAACCUUAGAGGCUGUUCUCUAGAAGACAAUGAAGGGACUUCACCCUUGAAAUCUGCAUUCUAAUUGCUAUAGGAUUUCAAAUUCUAGCCAAAAUACUGGAACCCAUGGUCUAUGAACUCUGUAAGUUCAAGAAGUUACAGCACAAGUAAACCUUAACAGCACUGAGCCUUUAAGUUUUAAAUUCCUUUGGUCGACGCGAUCACAUUGAUAUUUUUUCCACCUUGUCUCGAAUCAGCUGAAUGCAUUGAUUGUGAUAGAGUUCCAUUCGUUGUUGUAUUUUCCAUGGAAACCUUUGAGGUGUUUCAGCUGAUGUUAGUUGUUAUAGAGACAGUAAUGCCUACAUGAACCAUUAUGUUUUAGGUGAAUUCAUUGUUAAAUAGGCUUGGAGCUUCACUGUUCUGUGCAUACAUUAGAAUAGCAUUCCGCGAUGAUGAGGUCACUGCAGCUGCUGCCCUCUAUUUCCCCAUCAUUGAAUUACAGGCAAUGUCAGACAAACAUGCGGUUUCGUAAUGGAUUCAGGCUUUCUAACUAGGGCAGUUAGAUUCAAUCUGGCACAUGUCCGAGUGUUGGAAAUACUACAUAAUUGUUCUGAAUAUUUCUCUCUCUGACUCUAUGGUAUCAUUCAUGCUAAAAACAAUGCAGGGUCAAAGAUAAUUGACUUUGAAAUAAGCUCAAAUGCGUAGAAAUAAGUGUUGAUGUCCGACUGUCACGUGACUAAAACGUCAUCAAUAUCUUAUGCAAAUGACCUUGUGAGCUAUAGAUAGUAACUUCGCGGAAUGCUAUUGCUCUCAGUAGUGUGUGUAAAUGAUGUACAAGUGGGUUUAAAUAAGAUUUACAAUGUUUGUUACACUUGUCAUGAGCAGAUUUGAGUGGGAACUCUGUUUUUUCACUGUUGUUUACUUUAUCAACUUGAAUCCAGUGUUAAACCAGCCUUGUAGCUCUACAGUUUUGUGCAUACUUCAAAUUGUUGUCAGUUGUAAAUGAUCAGCAGAAGGUUUGACAUAGAAUUCACGAUGUGACAUGUUUGACACUGGCUUGAUAUGGUAUGAUAUGACACGAGUGUAAUAAGUGUCACAUGACCACCUUCAAAAAGUGGUCUUUUCUUGUCAGGUGACAUUUGAAAUGCGACAAAAUAUGAGUGUCACUGUGAACUCUAUGCAAGCCUUGCCUAAAACUAACAGUGGCAUGCUCAUAUCGAUAUCUGAUUCACCAGAAUUGAAUUGACUAGAGUGGGGCUUGAGGUUUUCUGCCGUUGUGUUACAAAGCUUUCAGUUUUCAUUUUUGGCAGUCGUGAAUAAAAUUCAUUUUGUUUCCAAAGCA
Lineus longissimus is the source of this 8983-nucleotide messenger RNA. RefSeq names its product pyruvate kinase PKM-like. Gene Ontology annotation, biological process: glycolytic process. The coding region runs from base 220 to 2157 and encodes 645 amino acids. Gene Ontology annotation, cellular component: cytoplasm. Lineage: Eukaryota; Metazoa; Nemertea; Pilidiophora; Heteronemertea; Lineidae. The transcript is spliced from 15 exons. Gene Ontology annotation, molecular function: pyruvate kinase activity; magnesium ion binding; potassium ion binding. The record is from RefSeq and is a predicted model, not a curated record.